CCUAUAUAUACAUUAGCGCCGAGGCGCCGUCUUCUCCCAUCCCAUUUGCUCUCCUCUCUUAGCUCGGUAGGCGUCGUCUCCGAAGGAAUUGUCUCUUGCAGGUGCGGGGUGCAGAUGCAGAUGCCGGAGCGGGACAUCUUAAAAAAUUUAGUUUGAAAAUGUCAGGUAAGUAUAUCAUGGGUACUCUUGCGGUGACCGGUGUAGUCGCCUAUGUGCUUGAUAAUCUGAUAUCUGACCAGAAGUUAUUUGGAGGCACCACUCCAAAAACUGUCACGGGCAAUGACUGGGGGGAGGAAACAGACAAGAAGUUUCAGGCGUGGCCACGCACUGCUGGGCCUCCAGUUGUCAUGAAUCCCAUCACACGUCAGAAUUUUAUCAUCAAGUCAAAUGAGUGAUGAUACAGUCUGUCUAUUUGCAUGCUUGAUAAACUUAGUGUUAAACUUGACACCCAUAAGAUUAUUUUCAUUCCAAUUGGAUGAUUUGUUCGUUGAUGUGGUUCUCUGAUCCUACUGUGCCUCAAUGUAUUACUUGAAUAAUCAAUUCUAUCAGCCCAACUGCUGUUUUUGAUCGUC
This is a messenger RNA of Nymphaea colorata (pocket water lily), 572 nucleotides long. RefSeq lists its product as uncharacterized. Lineage: Eukaryota; Viridiplantae; Streptophyta; Magnoliopsida; Nymphaeales; Nymphaeaceae. Bases 159 to 395 code for a protein of 78 amino acids. The record is from RefSeq and is a predicted model, not a curated record. The transcript has 4 exons.